Molecule: messenger RNA, 2700 nt
Organism: Rhagoletis zephyria (snowberry fruit fly)
Lineage: Eukaryota; Metazoa; Arthropoda; Insecta; Diptera; Tephritidae
Product: MAR-binding filament-like protein 1
Source: RefSeq, a predicted model, not a curated record
UUGCAAAUUCUCUUUCAGUGGUCUGUGCAGAGCCAUACAACAGCUUCGACCACAUCACAAACUGCCACCGCCCCGACAGUAAAGAACGUUUGGGCGAAUCAGGAAGAUCCUAUGCAGCUGAUAUUUGGAAAAUGUGGAAAUGGUGCCGCAAGCGGUGAUUCCCGCAUCACAUCGCCAAAUAAUCAGCAGCAUGCGGAAAAUGAAAUCAAUCUGAUUGAUCCUGCCAAUGAAGAGUUACGUCGCCGGAUUUCACAAAUGUUGCAAAAGUCCAUUCUCGAUAGCGAGGACAGGGACUGUCUGCAGCAGCUCAUUCGAUUGGUGCAACAUUUGGAUUUGAUGGCGCAACGCAGCGAAUCCAAUUCGCUGAAUACCAACUCGUGUUCGAGUGAUGAGGCCAGCAGCUUGGAUUUGGUAAAAUCGCGUAUAUCGGACUAUAGUUCAGCAUCGUCGCCUUCAAGCGCUCGCUCCGCGUACGAAGCAAGCAACAAUACAAGCAGCAGAAGCAGCAGCAGCAAUCCAAGCUUGAAAUCAGUCACAAAACCUGCCGUACCUGCCACACCGCUCCCCAACGCAGCCCGUAUUGUUGCAACCGUUUCGCCCUAUAACAGUUCGCCGCAGCAUCAGGCCGCCUACAAUCACAGCAGUGGUAACAAUCAGUUGGUUCCGACGAAUACACCAACCGAUUCGCCACGCAAGUCCCGCCAGGCCUGGCAGAGCAACAGCCUCAGUGAGAGCGGCGUAUUCGUUGAGUCGGAUUUCUUGAGCGACGUCAGUGAGAACAACGCCUGCACUCAGACCGACUUCGAGGAAGAAAGUAUUGCAUACGCAGCGCGCGAUUUUUGCAACGAACUACAAAAACUCCAGCGCACCGAUCCCACACACAAGGUCGGCGCGACCAAAGUACCUGCCCAACUAUCGCCGAAUUUAAGCGACCAAAAGCGGCUGCAGUAUUACAAAGACCGUGUGGCGCUACUAGAGAACAAGGUACUCAUAUACGAGAGUUCCGGCGACUUGCAGACCAAGCGAUUGGCCGAUCGUCUACAACGCGAGAUUUUGUUGGAGAAAGAACUGAAGGAGCUACGCGACCGUGUCGAGUUUUUGGAAAGUGAGAAUUUAACGCUCGAAGAGGAAAAGUGUGAGUUCGAGGAGGCUGAGAACGACACACGUUUACGCCUACAGCGGUUGGAAGUCGAGCUGGAAAUUCUCAGUCAACGAAACGUUGAGCUGGAAAUGUCCAGAGAAGCAUUGAGUGCCAAGUACAAAGACUGCCGUUCUGAGUGUUUGAUUUUACGUGACGACCUAGCCGUAACCGAAACGCAAAUUCGUCACCUCGAGGAAGACAAGCAGAUAGCCAAAGAGAAUCUAGAGAUACUUCAUAGUUUGUUGCCAUUGUUAUUGACGUACUACACUACGAUCACGUUCACGCAGUGGGCGAACACCACCAGCAGCGACUGCACAUCACGGCCAGGAACGCCUAGGAAAACAAACGAAACUCAGUCACUUGCGAAGAACCCAGCUACUGAAAUGGGCAACGUGAUGCCAAUAGUCUCUGAACAGCUGAAUGAUGUAUUACCCGCGUUUUCGGGUAAUCAAUUUGUUCGCGCUACUCCAAUGCCAAACUUUAACUGCGAAGAUCAGUUUUAUCGCAAUGAGAGCCCUGAAGUGUCGAACUGUGUGUGCCAGUACCUGAAGGAAGAAGUGAAAUGUUUACGAAAUCAAAUUAAGGACUUGAAUUCCCGUCAUUACGAGGCCAUGGAGUCGGCUGACUGCCAUUGGGUAGAACUAGAGCGUCAGUACAAGGAUCGUGAGGAGGCGUACCGUGCCAAGGAGUGCUGCCUGAAGUCGAAAAUACAGAAGCUUCAGGACUGUUUGCGGGAUGAUGCGCGCGCAGCCAACGAGAAGAUCUGUCAAUUGGAAGAAGCAGAGCGCGACUUGAAGAACUGUCUUGUGCGCGUGUCCAAGGAACAUCGAGACUUAACGGAUGAUCAUGAAUCCAUAAGCGCGGAAUACGAACGUGUCAGGGAGCAAUUGGAUGCGUUGAAAGAGCAACAAAAGCCGACAAUCGACCAGCUGGAACAGGAGAAGAAACGCAACAAGACCCUGAACGAUGAACUCAGCUUCAUGCGAAAAUUGCAACAGGAAACUGAGUCAAGAAACUUGACCGAAGUGGAAGCUUUGCAGGGACAGCUGUUCGAACUGAAGAAGGAGUUCUUACAUAUUGAAGUGACUAACAGCGAGCUAAAAGAAGAAGUGGCCACACUAGAGCAACAGAUUGUCAAACUACAGAAUACCGAGAAGGAGUGCGAAGACAAGAUACGCGUGCUGCAAGACGAGGUGAAGAGCAAGGAGGAGAUGGUGCAGAAGCUGGAGAAACGGCUGGAACGAUCGGAAGGCUAUAGCUUGGCACAAGAGCUGAGUGGAAGCCCGUCGAAACGUUUCAAGCGCGAAGACGUCAAAGAUCUAAAGUCAGCCAGCACUGGCUUAGGGAAUGCGUUGCGUAAUUUCAAGGAAUGCGAGACAAACUUACCUUCCCACCAGCAAUUCUCGAGCGUGGCUCGCGAUGUGAAGAGGCUGGCAGACAGCCUACUGCAUGGCGAUUCGCUGGACGAUGAGGCACUGCAGAAAAGUGCUCCCAAACUGAUACUCACAGAGAUUACACGCAUCUAAAUAGCGCCCAAACCAUUAACCUCCGCAUAGGAC